AUGCAAGCCCUGCGGCAGAACCGCAAGGCAGUCUUUUGGUCUGUCAUGAUCUCCAUGUCCAUCAUCAUGGAAGGUUACGACACCAUUCUCAUCGGCAAUUUCUUUGCUUACCCCGAGUUCGCUAAGAAGUUUGGAGACUAUUACCCCGAAAUCGAUGACUGGGAGGUCUCGGCUCCGUGGCAGACGGGCUUGAACAUGGCUAGCACGGUUGGUGGUAUCUUCGGCGGCCUCAUGAACGGAUACCUUGCAUCCAAAUUCGGCUACCGCUGGGUCAUGAUCGGAGCCAUGGGGCUUCUGAACGUCUUCAUCUUUGCCGUUUUCUUUGCACCCAAUGCUGGCGCCCUGGUAGGCGGCCAGGUCAUGUGCGGGCUAUGCUGGGGGGUCUUUGCGACGCUCAGUCCUGCGUAUGCUUCCGAGGUAUGCCCUACCAAUCUGCGUGGCUACUUGACCACCUACGUGAACCUGUGCUGGGCUAUUGGCCAGCUCAUCGCCAGCGGUGUUCUUCGAGGCUGCCUUCCAAUCGAAGGCGAGAUGGGCUACAAGAUCCCCUUCGCCAUUCAAUGGUUGUGGCCUCUUCCCCUCAUGUUUAUCGCCUACUUUUCUCCUGAGAGCCCCUGGUAUCUUGUCCGUACGGACCGCCUGGACGAAGCCAAGAAGUCCAUUGGGAGACUCAGCGGCGACAAGACGGACGAGCAGAUCGACGCACAGCUCGCCAUGAUGGUGCAUACAACCAGACUUGAGGCCGAGGUCACCAAGGGCGCCACUUACUUCGACUGUUUCCGCGGUGUGGAUCUGCGCCGCACUGAGAUCUGCAUGGUAGCUUUCAUGGGCCAGAUCCUGUCGGGGAGCAGUUUUGCCUACACGCCAACCUAUUUCUUCACCACUGCUGGCAUGGAGACGUACAAUGCCUUUAACCUCAGCCUCGGUGCCAAGGGGAUGGCCUUCUUGGGGACUGUCUCCUCUUGGUGGCUCAUCACCUACUUUGGCCGACGAACACUCUACGUGGGUGGAAUAGGCAUGCUCAGUGUCAUCCUGUUCAUUCUCGGCAUCCUCGACGUCUCAGCAGGCGAGAAGGGUCUUUGGCCGUCGGGCGGCUUGUGCAUCUUCUGGCUCUUCAUCUACUCCCUCACCAUCGGGCCGCUGGCAUACAGCAUCACUUCCGAAACCUCCAGCGUGCGGCUGCGGCCGCUUUCCGUCGUACUCGCCCGCACCGCCUACCAGGUCACCAACGUCGUGUCGCAGGUCCUGUACAGCUAUAUGCAGAACCCCACCGCCUGGAAUUUCAAGGGGAAGUCGGGCUUUUUCUGGGGCGGCACCGCGUUCAUUGUCUUCCUCUGGGCCUACUUCCGACUGCCCGAGAUUAAGGGGCGCACGUACGAGGAGUUGGAUAUCCUGUUUGCGAACAAGACGCCGGCUCGCAAGUUUGCACAGGCCCAUGUCGAUGCGUAUGCUGUUUCGGGCUCGGCUGAGGAGCACACUCAAACUCAUAAGGCUGAGUAG
This is a messenger RNA of Chaetomium fimeti, 1500 nucleotides long. Its product is annotated as sugar transporter-like protein. Gene Ontology annotation, molecular function: carbohydrate:proton symporter activity. Lineage: Eukaryota; Fungi; Ascomycota; Sordariomycetes; Sordariales; Chaetomiaceae. Bases 1 to 1500 code for a protein of 499 amino acids. The transcript is spliced from 5 exons. The record is from RefSeq and is a predicted model, not a curated record. Gene Ontology annotation, cellular component: membrane. Gene Ontology annotation, biological process: carbohydrate transport; transmembrane transport.